Frieseomelitta varia is the source of this 2178-nucleotide messenger RNA. RefSeq names its product ATPase WRNIP1-like. The coding region runs from base 361 to 1956 and encodes 531 amino acids. The transcript has 6 exons. Gene Ontology annotation, molecular function: DNA binding; ATP hydrolysis activity; enzyme activator activity. NCBI's taxonomy places the organism in Eukaryota, Metazoa, Arthropoda, Insecta, Hymenoptera, Apidae. The record is from RefSeq and is a predicted model, not a curated record. Gene Ontology annotation, biological process: DNA-templated DNA replication; regulation of DNA repair. Gene Ontology annotation, cellular component: nucleus.
UUUCAUACUCUCACCGGAACUAUACGAUGGAGAUGCUGUUCAAGAUAUUGGCAGACCUCGUCUGAAUAAAAUUCUAGAUUGUAUUAUUUAAAAGAAAAUUGUUUGAAAGCUUUAUCUGAGACGUAUAUAUUCGGUGGAAUUAAUUGUAACAAGCCAGAUUAUAUAUUGAAACUAUUAAGUUUAGGUUAGGUUUAGGUAUUCGGUUAAUGUAAACAAAGCAAACAAAAGUUUAAUACAUAAUUAUUUCUCAUUAAUAUGUCUUGCGCUUUCUUCUUUUAAAUAUAUACAAACCACUGAUAUUGAAAGAGAUUAGGGGUUCUUUCUCCAUACUGCAUCGCAUUUUAUUCGUCAAAUUGAGAUAUGGAUAACAAUAAGAUUUAUUGUCCGAUCUGUUCUGAAGGAUUUUCUUCUGCGGUAAUAGAAAAUCAUGUCAGCAAAUGUUUGUUCUUAAAUGAAUCAACGAGCAAAGAAUCUCCAUCAUCCAUUAAAGAUGGGAGUCCUGCAAGAAAAUAUGUGAAAUUAACUAACACUGAGCCAAAAAAGAAUAGUUCAAGAUUAAUGAAAAAAGCAACAAAUUUGAUAGAAUCAUCAGUAACAAAUACAGAUUCUCAUUGUCCAAAGACAUCAUUUCACAGUAAUACAGAUAAAGAAAUUACAAAAUUAUUUGGCAAUGAUCAUGUACCUCUUGCCGAACGUAUGAGACCUACAACACUUUCAGAGUAUGUUGGUCAAUCACACAUUCUCGGGCCAUCAACUGUCCUGUAUCAAUUAUUGAAUAAAUCUGAAAUACCAAAUAUAAUUUUAUGGGGCCCACCUGGUUGUGGAAAGACGUCUUUGGCAAAUGUUAUAGCUCAUAUAUGUAAACAUAAGUCAAAUGGUAAAAUGAGAUACGUCAAACUGUCUGCAGCAAUGGCUGGUGUAAGUGAAGUAAAAGAAGUAAUCACCAUAGCUUCCAACGAGUUAAAAUUUAAUAGACGCACGGUGAUUUUUAUGGAUGAAAUACAUCGUUUUAAUAAAACUCAGCAAGAUGUAUUUUUACCACACGUUGAGUCUGGUACCAUCACGUUAAUUGGCGCUACAACAGAAAAUCCUUCCUUUAGUUUAAACUCCGCACUUUUGAGUCGCUGUAGAGUCAUUGUUUUGGAGAAAUUAAACAUAUCUAAUUUGAUAUCUAUAUUGAAUCAAGCUGUAUCUUCUCUAGAAGGAGCAAUACAUGGCUCAAACAAAUUGGAAAAUACCGAUCAAACACCAAAAUUUAUUAUAGAUGAACCAACCAUAGAAUGGUUAGCAGGAACUUGUGACGGCGAUGCACGUAUAGCAUUAGGUGGUCUGGAAUUAGCAGUUCAAUGUAAAGUGCAGAGUAAUGAAGAAUUUUUACAGAAUGGUCCUGUAAUCAUAACGUUAAACGACAUUCAAGAAAACCUGAAAAAAACUCAUAUGUUAUAUGACAAGAAAGGUGACCAGCAUUACGAUAUGAUUUCAGCUCUGCAUAAAUCUGUUAGAGCAAGUGACGAAAAUGCUUCUCUUUACUGGUUAACAAGAAUGAUAUUAGGUGGUGAAAAUCCAGUCUACAUUGCGCGGAGGUUAGUUAGAAUGGCAUGUGAAGAUAUUGGUUUGGAAGAUCCGAAAGCUCUCGAAAUUGCCGUAAAUACAAUGCAUGGUUGUAAGAUGAUAGGAAUGCCCGAUUGUGAUGUCCUUUUGGCACAAUGUACAACUUAUUUAGCAAGAGCACCAAAGUCUAGACUAAUGGAAGAUGCACUCAGAGCUGCUCAAAAAGUAGUAGCUGAACAUAAAGGACCUCAACCUGGAGUACCUUUACAUCUACGAAAUGCUCCAACAAAGCUUAUGAAGAAUCUAGGAUACAGCAAAGGUUACAACAUGAAACAUAGAGAUGAAUCGGGAUUAAAUUAUUUACCAGAAGGAUUAGAAAAUAUAAAUUUUUUCGAUCAUUAUUAAAAUUACACAGGUAUAAGUUUUCGACAAGUUUUAAUGAAAGAUUGGUUACAAUACAUUUAUUAUAUUAUUUACUAUACUAUACAAUACAGAGUGUAAUGUAAAAGCUAUGCUAAUUACAUAUUAAGAUAUAGACUUAAAUAAAAAUAUUGUACUUUAUCAAAAUACAGAUUUAAUAAUUUUUAAAUAUAUUUUAUAAGCAAAAUAAUACAGAAUUUAAAUAUA